CUGCCCAUGGCAGGGGGUUGGAACUAGAUGGAUUUUAAGGUCCUUUCCAACCCUAACUAUUCUAAGAUUCUGUGAAUGUUGUGUUCUCCUCCAUAACUCCAUGCUGAUGUAGAUUUCUAGCUGGGAACUUCCAUUUAAAAUAUUAAGAACUACAUAAUGUGAGGACCAAAAAGAUUGACCUCUUUCAAAAUAGUUCCCAACAUCCCUGGUUUCAAUUGUGUGAGAUGUGUUAAAGGAAGUCUUUUAUAAUGGAUAGCACUAGAAUAACCAUUUUUGGCAUUUUAUUUCCCUCUGCUAUCAUUCAAAUCAAGGCAUACACUAAGUUUUCCCAGCAGUUCUGCUCCUCCAUGGCCUCUGAUCUCUUCCAUGCUGUUCUGCAUGCUUAUACACAGCAUUGGCCAGAGUGUGCAUUAUUCCCCUGUCUGCAGUCCUACCUUGUUUAUGUGCUGGAUGUUCACAUAGUCUGUUUUCUCCUUCUCUAUUGAAUAGAUCCGCCACUGCCUUUCUUCUCCCAAUAAAAAGCCAUAGUUAGGACUAAUGUUUUGUUUAUUUUUAAAGUUUCCUUUGACUGUGGCUAGAAGAAUUAACACCCUCCGCCUUUGGACAGAACUGCCUGUUCUCAGGAUGCUGCUUCGUCUUCUCAAUGGGCUGAGGCUACGAGUUGUUGGUUUGAAGCUCCACAAACUGGGUACAGGCUCCUGUCAGCACCAGUGACAGCAAAGCCUAGCCAGGAAAAACAAGUGGGUGGCCUCAUUCCUUUUGAGAACAAUGGGAAAUGACAAACCAUUUCUGGGUGGUAUAAGAGCUUGCAGUGGAGCAGACGAAUGCUGGAUGUGCAGUAGUGCUGGUGCUGAAGAAAAGAUUUUCCUUAGGAAAAUGGUCCCUCAGUCUAGUAGAAAUCUCCCUUCCCUGCAAAAAAUCCCAAUGUGAUGUAGCCUCUCCAUGACAUCCUGCAGGGUUUAACAGAAAGGGAUGGUGUAAAAGCUUCCAUUGCUUGUUGUGUCAGGCAGAACAAUCGGGUACAUUUCAGGCCUCUAGAUUUCCUCAAGAACCCAUUUCUGAGCAAUGUCACCUUAGAAGCUAAUUCACCACCGUGGUUGUGACUUCUUAUGCUUUUUCCUGAGCACAAACUGCAGCAGGUGAUGCGAGGCUGUGCUGAAAUUCUCACAACUGAGGCAGGGCAUCAAAGUGUAAGAUUUCAUUGUAACUGUAAAGCUGAGGAGGCUCCUUUUACACUAGGGUCGCUUGGUGGUUUUUUCCUUGAGCUUGGGAAUUGCUUCUUAAAUGGUGUGCCUUUUCCUGGUGCAAGUGAGGAAAACUGAGAGGUUGUUGCGGGCUCGGGGGGGAGCUGGAUCCCACCCAACUCCUCUGCCCCAGUGCUGCACUGGCCAAGUGGUUGCUGCAGGGGGAUGCUUUGCGCUGAUUUCCAUUCACAUUUACUUUGUGCUUUGUGGGAUGUUCAGCCCAAGGAACAUGACUGAACGAAAGAGGAAGCCCAAGUUUUCCAAGGAAGAACUGGACAUUCUGGUCACUGAGGUGACCCGAAAUGAAGCCAUGCUGUUUGGGAGGGAGACAAUACGUCUAUCCCCUGCUGACAGGGACGAGAUCUGGGGAAGCAUAGCCAGGCAGAUCACAUCAGUCAGCCAGGUGCCCAGGUCUGUGAAAGACAUUAAACACAGAUGGGACGACAUGAAGAGAAGGACCAAGGACAAACUGGCCUUCAUGCAGAGGUCCCUGUCCAGCCCCGGCAGCGCGGGGCGGCCCUCGGCCAUCGUCCUGACUGCCCACGAGAGAGCCAUCAAGUCCACGCUGCAUUCGACACGCCAGAGGCACAGCUUCCGGAGAGCGGAUCUGGACAUGGUUGACAGCCCGUCAACAACCUCUGAUGAAGAUGAAGAGAUGCCAGGCACUUCUCGGGAACACCGCUUCUCAUCGCUGCGGAGGGCCAGGGCAGGAGCCAACCAGCAUUCCGGGUCCUCCUUCCUCCACCUUUCUUCCUCCUCGGAGCACUCGGAAGCCGCCAGCCAAAGGCAGGAGCUGCACUGUCCAUCCCCACGCACCACCUCGUCCUGCAGACCCCCGCGCUCCCACACAAAGAGCCCUCCCCUUUCCAGCUUCGACCGCCAGCUUCUCCAUUCCCACAUGCAGCAAACAGACCUGUUCAGGCAGUUCUGCCAGGACCUGGUGGCUGUUCACAGGAACAUGGCAGACAGCAUGCAUGUCAUCGCUCAGAACAUGGCUAACCUCACCAGCCAGGUUGGCCAGUUGUGCCAGACCCUAUCAGAAAUCCGGGAUGGGGUCCAGGCUUACCGUAGGAUACAGGAUCCUGGUGUCACGGAGGGCCCUCUGCUGCAAGCAGCUUGCUCAGAACAGCCCCCUGAGCCCAGUGCAGAGUCUAGCCAAGACACCCCAAAACAGACCCCUCCUGCACGGAUUACCAGGUCACAGAAGAGAAAAUACCAUCUUUAGUCUGCAUUAUAUAAAGAAGGGUGCCCCUUCCUUGAGCAUGCUCAUGUGGCCUCUCCAUCUGUAACAGUACGCUGUGAGGAGGGUCAGCAGCUACCCCAACCAGUCCAUCCCCCUGCUAGCUAACAGCAGUAUGAAUUGUGGCAGCUGAAUAGUAGGGCUGGCCCUCUGCAAUGGCAAAGAGGAAUCCUAAAUCUUACAGAGCUUGGAAUGUAGGACAUCAUUCUAUUCAUAGAUAUUAGGAGUUUUCGCUGGGCUCCCAAUGCUUUGAAUGCUCUAUAAACUAAAAGAUACAAUAGGAAUCAUUGUCUUGAUCUCUUCUUGUGCCUGUUAAAUGUUAUUUACUGAGAUAGUGUAUUACAGAGCUCCCUUUGCAAUCAACCCACAAAUUUACCCUACUACUGCCUUCCCAUCGUCUUCCUGCAAAUUAUUAUAUGUACUGUGCAGUCACAUCUUUAUGGCUCUAGAGACUCUUACUGUCAUUAUUAGCAGCAGUAAUGGGUAAUCCAGGGCUUACUGUGGCUUAGGAAUAGGUUUGGGGAGAGGGAUGUAAAGCAGAGCUUCUGCAGGGAAGGGAAGGAGGCACAACAGUGAGGCCAGGAGGACAAGUCUGGGCUCUCUUGUGGUUUUAGACUGUUGCUAUGGCAUGUGCCUGGAUCCUGCAGUGCCACAUGCACUUACAUCAGAAAGUUUAAUCUUUGCUCCAGUCCGAAACCCCUACCUGCAGUUAUUUCAUAGUGUGACAACAUUUAAAGAUAAUUGUAUCAUUAUUUCCUUGCAUGUUGUAAGCUUCAGUUUUGAACCACCUCACCCUCCUCAAAAUGUGAGAGACUGCACAGAAACAAGGAAGGAUGUAGGGCUGCCUUCUCACCUUGGGAGCAGUUUGGUUCUGUAUUGCUGUAAUUCUGUCAACUUCAGUACAGUAACUUUACACCUACUCAGUGUUAUUUAGGGUGGGAUCUGUACUGUGCUCUCCUCCCAUGAAGAGUUUACAAGCUGAAUUCACAGCUACGUAGGUGAAAAUCUUAGACAUGCUGGUUUUGUACUGCUUGCUUUCCCCAUACAGCUGCAAGAAAGAACUGUUACAACAUAGAACUGCUUUAGUGCUGCAUGAGGUUCCCGUGUACAACCCCAGUUCUGAAACUAGGCUUUAAUAAUGUCACCUCAGGUGGUAGAACGUGGCAGCUUUUUUACAUGAUGUCUGUCUUGCUUUGAUUUGCACAACUGCACCUUCCAUCCCUGUAAAACAAAAAUGGACUAUUAGUUGAUCCUAUUCUAUUCUAUUCUAUUACCAUGAUAUGCUCCAGCAGGGAAAAGGUCCAAGGUGUUACCCACACACAGUUAGCAUGCUGCUGCUCUCCAAGCUGUCCUAUUGUAUGUGGUGGGUUGCAGGAAAUAUGAAUGCCCAUCAUCAUGCCAUGUCUGGGCUACAGACUAGGCCAAAAUGUCAUAUAAACUUCAGCAGGUAUUGAACAUAGGCAGUGCAGGGUAGCAGAAGGAUGGCUUUACAUGGUCUUGACGGAUCUUCUUGAGUCUGUCCGGACUGCGCUUUGGAAGUAUACUGCACUAGCUUCUCUUCCGGGAAGUUCACUGGAUGUCUGCUAUGUCAGGCGUUCCUGCUUGUCCUUUUUCAGUUGUUCUGUAAUUCUAAUUCAAGUAAUUUAUUUUUAGUGUUGUGGUAAAAGGCCUUUGCUUAAGAAAACAGAGGUCUGGCAAGGAUUAAAACCUGCUUUCUGAGAAAUGACCUGCACUGGUUUCAGGCAUAUGAUGUUCCUCACAGUGCUGUGCCAGACCGGGGCAGUACUCGCUCACCCUCCUCAGAGGAUGUAGUUUUACUUCUAUUGUAACAUGUAUAUUCUGCAGAAGUCAGUCUCCUUUCAGCUGAAGGGAAGAUUGGGAAAGGUGGUGGAAAUGGAUCUAAUUUAUGAAUCACAAAGAACUGAAAUAAAAACAAUGAUAUGUAUUAAAGGCUGAGUCCAUAGAGUGCUGCUGCUAUAUAUUAGAAGUAGUAUUUUAUAUUUUUAUAAUACCUGGUCCCUGCUGAUGUUCUCCCGUGGAUAUACUGUGAUAGGAUUAGUUCCUGACGUGUUGUCCAGGGGGAUCCCUUCUGGGAACCCUCAGGUCUGCAGAGGAGGAGGCUCCUGUAGGUGCUGGACGCUGGAGGGAGUUGGUGGUGUUGGUGCCAUCAGUUUGCCCAUACAGACGUGCUUAGACAAAGAAUCCUGGUGGAAGAUCCACAGCCUUCCAUCCUAAACCCCCAAGGCUGGGCUUUGGUCAGGAGAAAGGACCUUGUGCUGUGAACUGCCUGAUGGCUCCCCCAGUUUCCUCUGUGGACUAUUACAGAUUGGCCCAGCUCUGGGGACGUAUCUCCUGCACCCAUCAUGUUAACUGGCUGUUGAAGUGCCUGUGUCAAAGCAAACUGCUGUGCUCAACCCCAGUAUCUCCAUGUCUUGUACAUGCUGAAAAAGAAUUACCUCUUUCAAAGUAUUUUUGUUAAGAAUGCAAUAAAUAUAUAACACUUUUAACACA
Messenger RNA from Strigops habroptila (Kakapo), 4995 nucleotides. RefSeq names its product myb-related transcription factor, partner of profilin-like. Lineage: Eukaryota; Metazoa; Chordata; Aves; Psittaciformes; Psittacidae. The transcript is spliced from 2 exons. The record is from RefSeq and is a predicted model, not a curated record. Gene Ontology annotation, molecular function: RNA polymerase II cis-regulatory region sequence-specific DNA binding; DNA-binding transcription factor activity, RNA polymerase II-specific. Gene Ontology annotation, cellular component: nucleus. Bases 1285 to 2469 code for a protein of 394 amino acids. Gene Ontology annotation, biological process: regulation of transcription by RNA polymerase II.